AUGAAGCUCCCAGCACGAAAGCUUUACAAUCUCAAAGGUCCGCCGAGGCUGAUUCACGUGGUGCAGGAAGAAGCGAAGUCUUACAACAUCGAAACAGCCAGCACGCUGCAAGUACAGGGGGUGCAGGGCGGUAUCCACUCUCCGGAUGCUGUUUACGGGCCUCAGAGUACAACCCCUUCAAAUGUCGUCGCAUCGCCCCAAGUCGUGAAUCUCUUGCACCCGCAGUGGUUUCUGCAAUCCGACCAAGACGAAGGUACCAUGGGCUUCAGUAUUCCCCCGGAGAGCGGUCCGUCAGCGACGCCAGGCGCAGCGUCGCAUCCACCAUUCCAAACGCCCACGGACAAAGAAUGGGCGCUGGUGACCUUGCGAGGAUGCGUGGCAAAGAUUAAGAGGAUUACCACUCAAUUGACUUCGUGGACCGACCAGCAUUUCGACCAGCAACCAUGGACCACACAAGUACUGAUGUUCAUGGAACGCAAAGAUAUGCUUCCUGCGAUGGAAACCAAUCUGAACCGCUACGGAGCAGAGAUGCUGGGUCGAGAUCCUAUACCACCGGAGUUCGAAAAGGGACUUCUUUUAGGUUAUUGGCUCGACGUUUCCUCUGCCCUAGACGCCGUGAGGACAAUGGAUCAACAGCUGGAGCAAUGGCGCUCGCAAAUUCUCUUAGACUUACAAGAUUACCUCUGGCCGAUGCACGAUCCAGAGAUUCUAUUGGAGCACCAGCAGAAAAUGCAGGAAGAGGUUGAUGCCGAGGAGGGGUCCGCGCAGCCGCCAGCCUGA
This is a messenger RNA of Saxophila tyrrhenica, 780 nucleotides long. RefSeq lists its product as uncharacterized. The coding region runs from base 1 to 780 and encodes 259 amino acids. Lineage: Eukaryota; Fungi; Ascomycota; Dothideomycetes; Mycosphaerellales; Extremaceae. The transcript is spliced from 2 exons. The record is from RefSeq and is a predicted model, not a curated record.